Molecule: messenger RNA, 2354 nt
Organism: Lineus longissimus
Lineage: Eukaryota; Metazoa; Nemertea; Pilidiophora; Heteronemertea; Lineidae
Product: transmembrane protein 183-like
Exons: 5
Coding region: 102-1238 (378 amino acids)
Biological process (GO): regulation of protein stability
Cellular component (GO): SCF ubiquitin ligase complex
Molecular function (GO): protein binding
Source: RefSeq, a predicted model, not a curated record
CCCGGGUGGGCCUUUCCAAAAUUCUUUCAAUAUUUUUAUGUUUUUCUGCCAACUAUGGAAUCCGAUUUCCAUUCCAAAGUGAUAGGAGGAAAGAGCGAGCUAUGCCUAAGUGUAGGCGAAAGUCUGGAGGGCGGGGUGAUGGAGAAAGAGGGCAAAUGAGCACCUCAAAUGAUGUGACCGUGUAUGAUUUCGCCCAUUCUGAAGCUUCACCCAAGAGGACUACGAAUAGAGUCAAGAAGGGUGCCACAAAUGCAAUGAAAAGUGAAGUCAAACAACUGAUCGGUUGCCCGACGCAGGAGAAUCCCGCAUUAGCCUGGUAUGAAAAGGAUCUUGAUGAUUUCAACAUAAUUGAAAAUGAUGGGGAGCAGGAGAGGGAGGAAGAGGUGGAGGAGGGGAAGGGGGAAACUAAUGGAGAUCUUGUCAUAAAACCAGAUAUAAAGAAAACCAAGAAGGUGCCAAAGGCUGUUGUUGAGAAUGGCCGAGUCUCGUAUCCUCUUGAUUUGUGGUUCAUGCUCUCCGAGUUCAUCGAUCCCAGAGACAUUGGACGAUUUGCCUGUAUCUGCACAAGCUCUCAUUAUGUCAUUCAUACGGCACAGUUCUGGAAGCGACUUUAUGACAGGCAUUAUGAUUCCUCGCUAAAACUGCCACCCCAGCUUGAGAGAACAAGCAUGGAGCGUCUGCAGGGUCUACGGGCGCGGGUCAUCCGGGCGCUACAGGUCAUGCACCCACCGUUCAUCGAGCGAUACCGGGCAUUAGGACAGCCAUUUGAAGACGACAUAUAUGGGGUGGAGGGAUACAGGUGUACGGCCAUGUGGUACAAAAAAAUAAAAAACUACUGGAACUUCUGUUUUAGACUGAAACGGGCCACUUCACAGUGUGAUCUUCUUGCUCAAAUCUCAAAGAACGGGAAUCAAAAUAGUCCAGGACGGGGCUUGAAUCGUCAUGAUCUCAUUAACGGAUUUAACAACAUCCAUGAUAACCAAGAGGAGGGAUGCUGCAUCAUGAAGGUUACCUGUAAAGACUAUGUUUCAUUCCCGGUAAUCAUGGGAAUGGUGCUCAAUAAGGUUUAUCUUAACGUCAGCCAGAACAUGCGGUUUCAUCGCCUCAGGUUGGUGUUCGACACACACAGGGUUAAAGACAUCAAACAGUGUUGCACUGGUACUACUGUUGUAUUAGAUCCAGUAUUGAACGCCAAGAUUUUACAAUGGUGGGAUCCUCAUUUUCCAACAUCAGAGUAAAUUAUAUUUCUUGACCUAUUUUUGCAGUGAGAGCGCUCCAUCAUCUUAGCAAGCUCAGAAUCACUGACUUAUUGACUGCUCAUGUGGAUUUGGAUAAUCACUGCUUGGUCAGUUUUCUAUACAUGACCGAUUAUCCAGCAGCUAUUAAAAUCUACCUGCAUCUUUAUUUUAAACACUGAAGUUAUAAAAACUUUGUAAGGCUUGAAAGAUUUGUGCAAGAACAUUGUUGUUUUCCAGUGAGAGAUUAUUGUUAUUGUGACAAUGUGAUACUGUGAAUGUUAUCGUGGCGAGUUUGGUUUUUUCCGAAAAGGACUUACGGGCAUGUGUUACGUUAUUUACAGUUUGCCCUCCUAAAAAGAGCAAUUUGACAGCAGAAAUGAAAAGACCUAAGCCUCAGGCUGGCAUUUUCACAUGAAAAAAAUUCAGUUUUUUGCUCUGGGUACUAUUACAUCUCUGAUUAGAAUAAUGUCCUGCUGAUAAAUUGCUUGUUGGCUGAUCAGAUAUGGUGUAUUUUGUUGUUCUUCGAGAAGAAAAUGAAGUUCAGUACAGCUUCUUAUUUUGGUUCAUCACUGCCAUAUCAGGAUUAUGAUUCCCAACGAAUCGGGGCCAUACUUUAAGGAUGUACGCAAAUCCGAAUUAUCAUGAUCCCCUCUCCCCUGUAUUAAAAAAAACUCGUAAAUUGUACGAGAAAAUGUACAGGGUAGGCAAAUGACCGCCCAAAUUCUUCACCUCCCCCUCUCCCUCAAAUGCGUACAUACUUAAGGUAUGACCCCAGUGCAAAAAUUGGAAUGUACAAGGGGAACUACUUUCACUAGAGGAGAGCAUCCAAUGCCGUAGUGAUGACAUGAAGAAAUUCAUUAGUGCUUGUCGAUUUCGCGUAUGUUAGUGCCAGUUGAAACACUGAGAGAUAAAGAGCAUCGAAAACAUGCCUACAGCAUUUGUAUUGGGACCAAUGCAAAAAUUGUCUAGUGAGUACAUGUGUCUCAAUAGUAAACUUCAAAGAAGUUGCAAUUGAAUUGUAGGUCCGAGUUCAUGUGAUAAACUGUUAGAAUGUCUUUAAUGGAUGUGUUACGUACAUUACAAGGCAGUUUAUUUAUUUUCAAUAAAAUAUUUGAU